Messenger RNA from Polychytrium aggregatum, 996 nucleotides. RefSeq names its product CRAL-TRIO domain-containing protein. The record is from RefSeq and is a predicted model, not a curated record. The transcript is spliced from 3 exons. Gene Ontology annotation, molecular function: phosphatidylinositol bisphosphate binding. Gene Ontology annotation, cellular component: membrane. Bases 173 to 715 code for a protein of 180 amino acids. Lineage: Eukaryota; Fungi; Chytridiomycota; Chytridiomycetes; Polychytriales.
CCCUACCUCGCUGACAUGUCCUUGCCCUGCCAGUGUCUCUGACGCCGUCUGCGAGAUCCUCCGAAGCAAGUUCGUGACGCUGCCGCCCAUCCGGGACUCGGGCAAGCGCCAGGUCAUCCUGCUCCACACCCGGCGGCUCUCCAGCAAGUCGGACCAGGGCAAAUUCGACAGCAUGGACAUCAUGCGGGCUCUCUGGCUCGUGCUGGAGAUGGCCUCCGAAGACCGCCUCACGAUCAUGUAUGGCGUUACCAUCAUCAAUGACGCCACCGGUGCUGGAUGGGACAACUUGAGCCCGGGACUUCCCAAGCUACUGAUCAGCUCCCUCCAGAACCGCUUCCCCCUGCGGAUCGGACGAAUCUACGUGUUGUACCCGACCCAGAUCAUGAAGCUCUUCUGGACGACGAUCAAGUCCCUACUCAAGACCAAGCUGAUGUUCCGGGUCGUGCUGCUCGAAAACGAAAACGAUGCCUCGCAGGUUCUCAUCAACGACUUUGGCCUCGAGUGUCUGCCCGAGUUCAUGGGAGGCAAGGUUCCCUUUGACGAAGCCCAGUGGACCGAGGAGAUCCUGUUGACGGUGCUGCAGGCCGACAGCCAAACCAAGACAACGGUGCUCAACCGCCAGCUUUCCAACAACCGAAAGAAUGUCGUGAUCGCCCCCAAGCCGCGAGUCAACACUCAAAUCCAGGGGCUGUUGGACCAGCUGCCUCCCUCCUAGAACCAUAUCAUCUCGACCCAGAUCACAGCGGGGAAGAGAGCGAGGACACGAUCCUAGCCCUCAGACCCUGGCCCUCACGCCCUGGCCCUCACGCCCUGGCCCUCACGCCCUGGCCCAGACAAGAACAAUUCGACACAUGUACAAACAAAGCACCUCGACGGCAUUCAAUAUCUCCCGCCUGAUCACCACUCACGGCGCAUCGUACAUCGCAUGCCAUACUCUAUCCACCGUGUUUCUGCCUCCGCUCCCCUGCCCUUCUUCCAGAAUUCAUACGGCCAAGC